GAUUGGUAAGGGCUCGCGCGGACACCAUGAAGUCCAUCUUCUACAGCCGCUUCUUCAUCCUGCUGCCGUGGGUCCUCAUCGUCAUCAUCGUGAUGGACAUCGACACGAAGCGCUCGUCUGUCCGCAGCACGGCCGGCUCGUACCUGGCGCGCCUCGGGGACGCGCAGCGCCGCGAGCGUCCGGCACACGCGGCUCCCGCCGGCGCGAACCGCACGGCGCUGCUGCCCCUCAUCUACGCCGUCACGCCCACGUACAGCAGGGCGGUGCAGAAAGCCGAGCUCACGCGCCUCGCCAACACCUUCCGCCAGGUGCCCCGCUUCCACUGGGUCGUGGUGGAGGACGCGAGCGCGCGCACCGAGCUGGUGGCACACUUCCUCGCGCGCUGCGGUGUGCCCUACACGCAUCUACACGCGCUCACGCCGCGCCGAUUCAAGCGCAGCGGCAUGCCGCGCGCCACCGAGCAGAGGAACGCGGCGCUGGGCUGGCUGCGCACGCACCGAGCCACGCGCGAGCCCGGAGUGGUGUUCUUCGCCGACGACGACAACACGUACAGCCUCGAGCUGUUCGAAGAGGUAACACGGGAUUGUGCCAAAGGCGAAGGCAGCUGGGAGAGACGGGAAAGGGUGCAGAUGCGGUCAACCAAGGGGGUGUCUGUGUGGCCGGUGGGGCUGGUGGGAGGCCGCAGGUAUGAGCGUCCCAUUGUAGAAAAUGGCAAAGUGGUGGGCUGGUACACAGGCUGGAGGGCUGACAGACCUUUUGCUAUUGACAUGGCAGGCUUUGCAGUGAACUUGCAGGUGAUCCUUGCUAACCCACGAGCCCUGUUCAAGAGGAGAGGAGCCAAGCCAGGCAUGCAGGAGUCUGAUUUCCUUAAACAGAUCACCAAGGUGGAGGACCUGGAGCCAAAAGCUAAAAACUGCACUCAGGUCCUGGUGUGGCACACCCGCACAGAGAAGGUCAACCUGGGCAAUGAACCCAAGCGGCAUCAAGACUCGCUAAUGAUCGAGGUCUAGUAGACAGGACUGCUACAGGGACAGCUCAGACCAUCAGUGGCUUGGACAGAGUACCCAUUAUGCCUGGAACCCUAUUAGUGUCCAUUUCUGAACUGAUUACCUACUGAUAAAUGCUGGAAGCCCAGUGUGAAGUCAAGGGUGGCUCAGUCAUAGAAAAUCAAAUACCCUGGAAUCAUCUCUAAUCAAUGCAUUCACCAAGUCUGUUUCUGGCUGCAUAAAUGGACUGCGCACAAUUUCACUGAUAGAAAUAUCAUAUCUCAUUGAGGCAGGACAUUGGGUUGUUUGUAAAGAACUUGGUGGUCCAGCUCUAAACCCACAUCAAUGGACAUGGCUGUCUUCAGUGGCAGCCAGGAGACUUUGGUGGAAACGCUCACUCGAUUGACAGUUGAUUGUUUGGGAUAUUUGGACAGUCAUCAGGGAAUUUGAUUAAUGAUUCAAUGAAAAAGAACAAGAUUCAGCUCUUAGAAUUCAAUGAGAUAUGCUGAGGAACAGCUUGUCUAUGGUGCAGGGUCAGUCUGCAGAAGGACCUGUCAUAAGGGGUUGUUCCAGGACACCAAGCAGCCGGCAGACGAAGCAAUCUAUGAGAAAGACUUCCUUGUUUAGACUUGUGUUGCUACUAGUGUAUAUGUGACAAAACCACAGAUAACAAAAUAAAGCCAGAGCCACAGAAGCAACUUGUGUCUAUGGCACACAGGACCCAGCACUACAGGAACAAA
Molecule: messenger RNA, 1726 nt
Organism: Pygocentrus nattereri (red-bellied piranha)
Lineage: Eukaryota; Metazoa; Chordata; Actinopteri; Characiformes; Serrasalmidae
Gene: b3gat2
Product: beta-1,3-glucuronyltransferase 2 (glucuronosyltransferase S)
Exons: 4
Coding region: 27-1010 (327 amino acids)
Biological process (GO): carbohydrate metabolic process; chondroitin sulfate proteoglycan biosynthetic process
Cellular component (GO): Golgi membrane
Molecular function (GO): galactosylgalactosylxylosylprotein 3-beta-glucuronosyltransferase activity
Source: RefSeq, a predicted model, not a curated record